Molecule: messenger RNA, 3850 nt
Organism: Drosophila bipectinata
Lineage: Eukaryota; Metazoa; Arthropoda; Insecta; Diptera; Drosophilidae
Gene: fj
Product: four-jointed box kinase
Biological process (GO): cell-cell signaling
Source: RefSeq, a predicted model, not a curated record
GCCGAUGAGCCGUCAGUUUGUCAGCGAAACUCAAAGCGAACGGUACGCAGGCGCGCAGUCGCACAUCCGUCAGAUACUUGCCAGUGAAAAUCAGAAUUGAAAAGUGAAGUCUUGCAACUCGCAGAUACGCCGAGUAGCAGUAGCAGAUGUACUAUUAUUAGUAGUAGUGGUGUGACAUUCUAAACUCCGGUUACGCCGCCAAAAAUAUCCGCCCGACCGCCAGUGUCAGUCCGCCUGUCCGCCGAACGAAGGACAAACAUAUAAAUAAGGCAGAAAAUAAAUAAAGCGGAGGCAUAAAAAUUCCACACAUCGUUCGGUGCGCAGCGACGAGAUCGAAUGCGCGGACAAAAAGCCUAAAAUAAAGCACACAGCACCAGACACCAGCACCAGCUUCAGCUCCAGCUCCAGCUUCAGCUCCAGAGACGAGACUAAGGGCGAAAAAUAAACCAAACCCGAGCCGAGCCGGAGGUGCGAGACAAGAAAUUAAAUUGAUAAAGCCUAAAAAGCAAAGACCAGCGACGUUCCUAGGACUUUGUCUUUUUACGUUUUUUUUUUUUUCGCCAUCAUCUUCUUGGUUGCCCCACGCGGCUGCCCGCCGCCCCGCCGGAUAUUGUUGGACCAGCUCCUGGCCGUUUGUUGGCGGUGGUGGUGUUGUUGUUAUUAUUGUCGUGUUGGUGUUUGCACUGCGCGGGCAAUUAUCGGUCGAAUCGGUUGGGUUGGGAAUUCCUGACAACCUCACGUGUCCCUGCGUCGCCUCGCCAGUGUGUGCGUGUGUGUGCUUCGCGCUAGCGCGUGUGUUGGGGUGUGUGAGGCAAAUAGCUCCGAGCCACGAAAUAGUUUUUAUCGCCCCACCGAAAUCGCCAAACUGCACAAAUUAAAAGCGAAACAAAAAAAAAAAUAAAGAAAUAGAAAGAAACUGAAGGGCCCAGCCGCCCCACAAAAUAUUAACCCGCCGGGCUAACAGUCAGUCGCCCACAAACAAACAAACAAACAAACGGCCAGCAAAAAUGUAUAAUAAAAAAUUACAGCAAGUGAUCGUGCAGAAAAUAGAUCGAUAAACCCAAAACCCAAACCCCAAACCCCAAACGCCAAAACUCCAACACAAAACGAACUUAAACCCGAAAAAAAAAAAUCAACAACAAAAAAACGAAAAAAAGCCAACGUUGUCCAGCGGUCCAGAGAGUAUAAAAAUAAAUAAACGAACGACGAUCUGCGAGCGAUCAAGGAGCUUUAGCAGGAAGAGCACGUUUCUGUGUUUUUGUUUCAAUUUCAAUUGUGGAAAUCGUAGAGGAAAAAUUCGAACCGGUCCGAGGGCAAACCGAGACUGCAACUGCAACUGCAACAACAAGGAAGAUUCUUGCAACAACGACGCGGACGAGGACGAGGCCAAGAACCGAUAUUUAUUAAACAAAGACAGAAAUUAAUUUCACGACUUUGUGCACCACCAGCAUAUUGGAGCCACCCUCUUGCCCAAGCGACCCACGCGCCCCCCUGCUACCCCUGUCCGCCAGCCACCUGCCCCCCAUGCGCGGCCUGAACUUUGAGCCAGAGGUCUGGGCUUGAGCAGGGAACUAAGGAUCUACGGUUCGCCGGCAAAAUGUACGACAUCAAGCGCCUGGAAGCCGGACAACAACAGCAACUGCAAUCACUACAGCGACUCCAGCAACUUCAGCAACUACAGCAACAACAGCAAUCCCUGGGCCUUGACCUGAGCGGUCUGCAGAAGCAGCAGCUCACCUGCAGCGUGAUAGCAGCGCCCUCCCUGAAGCUCCAGGAUAACCCCAAUUCCAGCGAGGCCACCCACAUGACGCUGCUGUCCCUGCGCCGGCGUCGAUCGCUGCAGCGUCGCGCCUGCCUCCUCAGCAUCCUGGCCGCCUUCGUCUUUGGCAUGGCCCUGGGCGUGGUAGUGCCCAUGUUCGGCCUGCCCCGUAGCCCCGAUGCCGCCGAAUCUCCGCCAGACAUGCUCCAGGAAAUCAUAGUGGAGCCCCUGCAGAACAACUACCGCGUGGCCUUCAUCAAGGAGGAGCAGGACUCUGAGCUGAGUGCCGAGCAGGUCUUCCGCAACGCCUUCCACCUGGAGCAGGACAAGGAUGCCCCCGACUCCAUGGUGGUCAAGAAGCUGGACACCAACGACGGCAGCAUCAAGGAGUUCCACGUCCAGCGCACGGCCAGCGGACGCUACCGGAAGGGACCGGAGCGGAGGUUGACCAAAAAGGUUCCGGAGCGCAGGACGCAGGCGGAGACGCUUCGCUCGCCGGUGACCACCACGACGCAAGGCCCAAGUGGCCUCAUCGAGGACAACGUGUUCUGGGGACCAGUGGUGGAGAAGGCUCUGCCCAAGGGUUUCGCCUCGGAGGACCAGCUCAGCUGGGAAAGAUUCGUGGGCGAGCAGGGCCGCGUAGUCCGCCUGGAGGCGGGCUGCGGGCGCAUGCAGAACCGUCUGGUGAUCUUCGCUGACGGGACACGGGCCUGUGCCCGCUACCGCCAAAACACCGACCAGAUCCAGGGCGAGAUCUUCAGCUACUACCUGGGACAACUGCUGAACAUCAGCAACCUGGCACCGAGUGCCGCCACAGUGGUGGACACCUCCACGCCCAACUGGGCGGCUGCCUUGGGCGACAUCAGUCAGGCCCAGUGGAAGGAGCGCCGACCGGUGGUGCUGACCCGCUGGCUAUCCGACCUCGAGCCCGCUGGCAUUCCACAGCCCUUCCAGCCGCUGGAGCGGCACCUCAACAAGCACGAUGUCUGGAAUUUGACGCGCCAAUUGGAGGGGGAGGGCGAGAGGGAGACCGAACCCGAAAGGCAGACGGGAUUACUCAAGCGGUUGGGGGCUGCCAGUUCGCCAAGCUCCGAUCAUCAAUCACGUGCGAUUGAAGAGACGGGAGCUGGCAAAGAAGGUGCAGCCGCAGCAGCCGGCCCUGGAGGAGCGGGUGCAGGAGGAGAUGCCGAGGCUGGAGGAGCUCUGGUGCAGCGGCUAAUUGAAUUGGCACAAUGGUCCGAUUUAAUCGUCUUCGAUUACCUGAUCGCGAACCUCGAUCGCGUGGUUAAUAACCUGUACAACUUCCAAUGGAACGCCGACAUCAUGGCCGCCCCGGCCCACAACCUCGCCCGCCAGCCCGCCUCCCAGCUGCUCGUCUUCCUGGACAACGAGAGCGGCCUGCUUCACGGCUAUCGUCUCCUCAAGAAGUACGAGGCCUAUCACAGCCUCCUGCUGGACAACCUCUGCGUCUUCCGGCGACCCACGAUCGAGGCCCUCCAGCGCCUGAGGGCGGCGGGGCCGGGCCAGAAGCUGCGCGAUCUCUUCGAGAAGACGACCAGCCCCGGAGUGCGGGAUGUCCUGCCGUCGCUGCCGGACAAGUCCGUCAAGAUCCUGGUGGAGCGCAUCGACCGGGUGCUCGGACAGGUGCACAAGUGCCAGGGCAGCUAAUGAAGCCAACAACACCUCGACUGAUCAGCUGUAAAUAGAGGGCGGAGCAUCUUCAUCUGGAUAGUCAUGGGAGCGGGGGUGUACGUACGCACGUGCCAGCCUGUAUUAGAGGAGCGAUUACUAGAUCUAUUUUGUAAAUUGUUUAAAGUUAAUUAUGAUUACUACGAUCGAGCCAAGAGCCCAGCGUACGCCCCCCGUGCAGAGCAGAUCCAAGUAUUAGAGGGUGGUCCACUGAAGAUUAUCGUGUAAAUGCCAGAGUAUUAAGUUUAACCUACUCCCGUAAUUGUAUCUGUAUAGAAUAAGCCCAGCUAGCCCUAACCAUCUGUUUGUGAUAUUUGUCUAAGAAAGAAGAGAAGACCAGGCUUAAGUAGAUUUCAUUUUAAUUUUUAAAACCAAUAAACAACGAAUAUACCGAAAAGCAAA